CAUAGCGCGAGCGGAGCAGCUUCGAGCGGAGCCGCGGCGGUGCGUGGUUCGAGCUGCUCGUGUGUGCCAUAGGGGGCCACUGCCGGACACGACACGGACACGACACGAUCACCACACACAGUAGCGCGCGUUCGUUUACAAGAUGGCAGACGACGGCCCGUCCGCGGCGGAGGACGCGACCGCGGCGGUGGCGACGGGACUGGGGGACGGUGAUUCUCGCGUGACGAGGGAGCGGCACAAACGCGCGGACGCCACCACGCCGAUCGUCACUCCGGGGCCGUACCUCGCGUCUGGCCAGGACGCCUCCUCAUCCGCGAAGCGCGUCGGCGGACACGAGGACGCCUCGAGCAGCGCGUCUCCGUGCGAGCUGGACGAUCAUCAUCACGAGCGUCGUCUUCAGCAUCUCCGUCAUCAUCCUCAUCUUCGUUAUUCUCACCACCACCACCAUUCAUCGUCUCAUCAUUGUAAUCAUCAUCAUCACCACCAUCCUCAUCGCCAUCAUCACCUUACGAAUCAUUGCGACGACGAUCGCGCCAGUGGUGAUUCUCCGUCGCCCGUCGAUGCGACUGGGCCAACCGCGAGCGACGGCGAGGAAGAGAACGGCAGCGGUCUCGGAGCGCCUUACGGUAGCGUCGGCGUCGGCGCCGACGGCGACGGCAAUGGCAGUGGUAGUAGUGUCGGCCUGUAUCACGGUGAUGUUAGAAUCGAGGUAGUCCGGAGCGUCGUGGCGGAGGACGACCACGACAACGACGGCGACGGUGGCAACGGCGGCAGCGUCGGCGGCGUCGAUAGUGACUGCGACGGUGAUAGUAGUGCUGGCGGUAGUAAUAGUAUUAAGAGUAGUAAAAGUGGUGCUGGUGGUGUUGCCGCGGAAAUCAUGACCGGUGGUAAUAAUAAUGAUAACAACAACGCGGAGACGCGCGUCGAUGUCGAGGACGGCACGUCGUCCUCCUCCUCUUCCUCGUCAUCGUCAUCGUCGACGCGAUGCUCGGCGCCGAGCGCGGACAGUGCACCGGAAGUGAACGGCCACGACGCGGGCAGGCGGAGAGUGAGCAUCGUCGUCGUCGCGACGGAGGAGGAGGAGACGGCGACGCGAGCGAACGAGGGCGCGUCGACGUCCGCGAAGACGGACAACGCUGACGUAGUCAGGCACCAGGGCAGUCCGUUCAAGGGACAGGUUAGGAUGGCCGAGGACACCCUCGUUGGGCCCUGCGGCAAGAAGCGGUGCGCCGAUCGAUACGACAGCUCCGAGAGCUCUGACAGUGGCGUUGCCGUAUCUUGUGGGGAAUGCAGCAGCAGUGGCACCAGCGAUAUCACAGAACCGGGCUCACCAUGUAGCACCAGCAGCGAUGAGGGGGUAGCUGCGAUACGCGGCACGUCUGCCAGUCCGCUGCCAUCUCUGCCCAAGCUGGCGCCGUCGUCGCAGCUCGGUACCAGGCCCCAGUGGCCCUGGACCCCGCCGUUGGCGGCAACUGCCUGUUCCACUACCGCGUUCAAAAGGCUGAGGGGCGAACCCGAGGCUGGCGCCCUUCCGCGCUCCGGCGCCGCCGAUCCCACCUCCAGAGGGGCCGUCAAGGUGAAUGGAAAGACUGCAGGCAGCCAGCACCACCACGAGUCCCAGGGCAAGAUUACGGAGUACUUUAAGACGCAAAUUAAGCCGCAACAGCCGAAGAUAAAGAAAACGAACGAAAUGGUAUUGGUAGCGAAGAGCUCAGAAUUUCGAAGGCCACCUAUGGUGCAGAGGAAUAAAGGCGGUCUCGCUAAGUACUUGGGUACAGUGUCGUCCAACACAAAUCGCAGUACUGUAACCAACGAGCCCUGGGAAAUGAGAACACUGACGUCAUCAUCGACGAAAAAGCCGCUGGUCAUUGUACCAAGGGCCAAUGGCAAGAUAGACAAGAAGCUUCCGAAACCACUGCCAAGUCUGCCAAUCUCGAACGACGUACUGAAAAAUCUGCCCAAGAUCUCAUCCCUCAGAUUAACUUCGGACGCGAGUAUUAAUUCAAUCAAGGGUAGUUCUCCACCCGCUACUGCUGCCUCGUCGCUAUUGGGUGAACCAUUGGAUUUCAAAGCAAUCUUGACGAAGCCGCACGUGAACGAGAACAAUAAUCUGACGAACAGCUGUGGAAGUAUCCUGGGUGCGUUAAGAUCGCAAAGCGGCCACGAAUCCCCUAUUUCGAGGUUGUCUUCGCCGUCGAAGGAGGACAACAAGGAUGAAGAUGGCCAAUCGGCACCGAUUGACGUUGAUGAAGACGACGUUGAUGAAGAGGACUCUCUAGGUAGCGAAUCGAAACCGUCGCCUAUUCUUUCGGCACCGACUACCAUUCGAUUUCCGGCACGAGCGCCCGAGAAGGAUAGAUCUCAAGCUACUGAUAACGGAAUCUGUCGUUGGGACAAGUGCGAAGCCAACUUCGAGUCUGUGGGUGGUCUUUUGGAGCAUUUGCAGGCUGCGCACAUCAACACGCAAACCGGCAGCGACAAUUUCGUCUGUCAAUGGCAAGGGUGUAAAGUACAAGGUAGGACUUCAUGUUCCCGGCGAUGGUUGGAAAGACAUGUUCUAUCUCACGGCGGUAAUAAACCCUUUCGAUGCAUUGUCGAUGGUUGCGGUUGCAGAUUCAGUUCUCAGAUCGCCCUUGAGAGGCACGUGAAUGGUCACUUCAAUCAGCCGGAAACGAGCAGCACUAAUGGAAGACGUAGUUGCGAGAAUGGCGGCAAGCUCGUUAGGAGGAAUGGCAAGAAGCUUAGAUAUAGGCGGCAACCUUGGUCUGCGAGACUUUUUGAUUACUUUGACUCGGGAGUAAUGGAGGGUCUCCAGCACAGGCUACUGGAUUUAGCGACAUCGAGGACGCAAGGGCGACUAGCUGAAACGCCAGGAAACUCGAUGGCACUAACUAGUCAAGUUUUAGCGAGGAGAGUUGAAUUGGACGGAAAGACGAAAGUGUUAUUGCGAUGGUAUCCUCAAGAUAUAGAACCGGAUGAAUGGGUACUAGAAUCCGAAGUACAAAGCACGAAGCAUGUAGGUAUUCGCAAGGCAGUCGCUAGUAAUCCGGAACAAGUGAGUUUGGCUCUCUAUCCCGCAAUAAGCGGUCACACGCCGCCGACGCUGCGAGCGAAGCAGCGUCGAAAACCAGUAAAGAACUCGUGAUAAUGUCGGCCGAUUGGCCGGAUACCAGAACUGACCUAACGAGCACUGAUAUCUCAAACCUUCUUCGAGAUGAAGAAGAAUAGAGUGCUGCCGUUGACAUGAGCACGACACGGUCUACAACACUUCCUGGUCGGUGAAGAUGAAGGCCAUGACGAUGCGACCUGAAAUACCCAAAUGUAUCGAAAGAGACAAAGACCGCUUUAGAAGAUAACUAAUCUAAAGAUAAAUGACCAAUAUGGCUGGAUUAAAAAAUAAGAAUCGUCGAAGGAAAUCGUGCAACAGAUAAAUUCAGGAUGUAAUACACAGUAGCGAUAAGAACAAGAGAUACAGUAGAUGGACGAACAAAGAAACGAUCAUCCGUCCUUCGUUUUGAGGACGAAUAUGCUCAGCAAUGAACGUCGUUAUUUAUCGAUGGAUACAUCUAUUAACGCGCUAGUUUUACGCGAAUCCCUGCCACGCAUAAUUCCACGCUCGUCGGCUUCGGAAGCGCUAAGUUUGGGCCUCGAAAGUGCCUCACCGUGGAUACAUUUCGUACCGUCUUCUACCGUGAUCAAGAUCCCAGAGACAGAUGCGUGGUGAAAACGGUAGUAAAGGUAGACAAAGACAAAAAGUUAAAAAAAGAAAGCAACAAAAAAGAGCUUUUGUGUAUUUGGUUUUGCCAAAGAAAACAGAGGUCGUACACAGAAAAAAUAUUUAAGCGGUAGUUAACAAUUUAUAAAAAGAUAAUCACUCUGGUGGCCUUAGGAUUCAAUUAAUAUCUUACAUCGGCCCCUUGGCACUUCCGGGAACUGAAUAUCUUGGCAAUCUCCGACGAUGCUUCGAAAAAAAGGAAAAGAAGGGAGAAGAAGAGAGAAGAUGCUUCUACCUCGAUUUACAACUCGGUAGAAACUCGCGUCGGUUGUCGUCAUAUGAUGACACGAAAAGGAUCGAGAAGAAGAAACAUGAGAAGACGGAAGAAGAUCGUGGACAGCGCGAAGCGGACGCAGAAGACUGUAUCGGGACUAUAUGAGAGAAAAUUGGAGAAGGGAAUUUAGGUUGUUAGGUGAGGAUUCAUGAGUACGAAUGAAAGUAUGUAUGUAUGUAUGCGAGAGAGACUGAGUGAUAAUGCUCCGAAUUCGCCGUUAUUUCCCUGAAUAGGGUGACAGUCUCCCAGACUGAAAAGCUCGGCACGAAAUUGAAGGAUUGCGGAAUAAUCGGACGAUACGUACGCCACCGAGACUUCUAUCGAGGGUUAUUUCUCUUCGUUCUUCGUGGAAGUAGAGGUAGAACGGAGAGACGAUGUACAAAACAAAAUUAAAAAAAAAAAGUGAUUCUCAAGGCCCGAGGCAUGCUCGAAUCAGCUAUUGAAAAGAAAUGUAUGAUGUCGAACUUGCCUCGUUUCUGUGCCCGAGACGUGUUCGAUUUCUUGUGUACUUCAUUAUUCGCGUUAUUUUUAUCUUCCUGCUGAGUCUCGUGCAGCAUGUUGGCGUACUCUCGUCGCAUUAAAGAACGCAAAAUUUAAUCAAGUGAUAAGAUGAAAAGAAACGGGAGUAGGUAAACAUGCUGCGCAACCACAAUCUAUGAGCUGUUACCCUCAAAAGGGGUAAAUUACGUACGUAGGCUGUGUUACAUUUCCCACGGACUUGUUAAGCAAAGAAUGGGUUGAAUGGAAUGAACAAAGAACGCGACGUGGAUUGUUGCUCUUGCGAUUCGUGUAUGUGACUUUGCAAAAAGAGAAAUAAAUUUUGCGACAACAAGCUUUUCGCGGACGAUCGCGGAGUAGCAACACCGUGCACGUGUGUAUGCAUAGCGAAUAGAACUUCAUAUAAAUUAAGGUUCGCGAAGGAGAAGAGUAUGUAUCGUGUGAACGUAUUGAAUGAGUGAGAGUUGAUCGAGAAAUAGAUGAGAUUGAAAGAUUGACGAGAAAAUCAGAAUGGAUGAGUUGAUUGAAUAUGAAUGAGAAAUUGAGCGACUGAAAAGAAAUGGAGACCGUAUGAGACACACAGACAAAGACGGAACGUCAUUACACACCAGCUAAGAAACACUGCCAAUAUAAUUGUAAUUAAGAGCUCUACGACAUUAAUUAAUUAUUCUUAUUAUUAUUGUAAAAUAUGAUUGUAAAACUCCAGAUGUAAUGCAAGAGAAUAGUAAUAGCGAUAGGAAUAACACGACCUAUCGGAAACUGUAUAUUUCAGAGUAUCCGAUGUCUUUGAGAGGUUGAAAUCGUGUUAUUCCUAUCGCUAUCAUUAUUCCCCCGCAUUGUGUCUCGGGCUUAAGUGUAUAAUCGAAUAGAUCUCUAGCUGACGCGCGAGGAUAUGUAAUAAGGAGGACAUGUAAUAAGAAGCGGCUGUUCCGAUAAUGCGUCGUUGUCACGUUCGUUUCACGAUAUUUUAAUUAUAUAAAUAUACUUUUUCUCAAACUGCCCGUGUGUAAGGGAGUGUUCCGUGCACGCGACAUACACGGCGCAUCGCGAACACGAGGCCGCAAGUUGUAAAUGUAAAUACUUAGUUGAAAUUAUCGUAACGAAACGACAUAUUACAUGAAUCCUAUACUCGCAACUGUAGGCUUGCAACCCGUCACUGCUAAAGCAAGCCACUCGCGAGUUAUGUAAAAAAAAGUAUGUAUAUCUCUCUGUAUCCAUUGAUUUUCGAGCACAGCGUUCCCGCGAGGGUGGCACACAUACGGCGGUGGAUUAUUACUUCCUUUUGAAGAAAUCGAAAAAUGGACACCGAAUAUAAACGCGUCACUGCCAGAAUCACGCACUGCCAACCCCGUCGUUCUAACGACGCGCCUGUAACGUAGUAUCUCUCUUUAUUACACGAGCAUAUAUUCGUUCGUAUCGUGCUUCUAAGAAACUCGUCGUCGGCUCUUUUCUCUUUAUACGUACAUACAUACAUACACACACGGCCUAGCCGCAGCCACUGUUCCCGAAUUGAUAUAUUCUUCGAGUGUAUAUCGUCGCUCCUAAGGAAAGAUUCAUUAACAUAA
Molecule: messenger RNA, 6112 nt
Organism: Cyphomyrmex costatus
Lineage: Eukaryota; Metazoa; Arthropoda; Insecta; Hymenoptera; Formicidae
Gene: jing
Product: AE binding protein 2 jing
Exons: 9
Coding region: 143-3145 (1000 amino acids)
Biological process (GO): regulation of transcription by RNA polymerase II
Cellular component (GO): ESC/E(Z) complex
Source: RefSeq, a predicted model, not a curated record